CCAGUAUCAGGACAACAGCAACUCCCUCUGCUUCUCGCGCCAAUUUUCGCAUUAUUUAAACCUCCAUUUAUGCUUUCAUUUAUUUUUCACCUUUGGUAAGAAAGUCGCUACAAAAAAAAGACAUGGCUCUUUUGUUUUGAGUGAGCGCUUCCCCCCCCCCUCUCCACGCACACGCUCCUCUUUGAGAGUCUGCGCGUCUUUUUUUUUUUUUUUUUUUUCUUCUCCCCACACUCCCCUCCGCCACCUCCACUCUUCCACAUCUCUCAGCGGUAAUGUGCGUGUGCACGGCCGCAGGCUGCUAGCGCCUCGGGAACCGCUCUCAACGGGAAUCUGCACCGGAGAAGCUAACCCAGGAUGGUACGGCACUGUUGGUAAACAGCUCGAGUUUGAUCAAGGCCACAGUAAUCUCGCCCGCCUCUCCUAAACAACGACAAGCCCUUCUCAGCCAUGUCUAACAUAAACAGUGCGCUUUGCAUCGAAAACGGACAGAACGCCGACGUUUCUCUUUUACAAAAGGAUAAUCUCCAGGAUGGUGGAUUAAGCCAGCUUUUGGAUUAUAACGCCGAAAUGGAAAGGUACAGGUCUUUUGCGAACUUUUACAAAACCAAUGGGGCAUUUCCACAAACUGCCAAGAUUGCCCGCAUCACGACGCCCAUUUUUCCCAGCGCCAGAAUCGGCAUGUCCCCUUGGAACUGCGAUAACGCCAUGCUCUGGGGGAGGAAAUCAGCAGCAAUAAACCCUAAUAGGACCAGCAUGCAUAGAAAUGACUCCCAGAGGCCGGGUAAGCCUGGCGUGCCGCCAGAGACGCUGCAAAUGGCAAAUAAUAAUUUCCUCUCUACCUUAUCCCCCGAACACUGCAGACCUUUAGCAGGAGAAUGCAUGAACAAGCUGAAAUGCGGCGCUGCCGAAGCAGAGAUAAUGAAUCUCCCUGAACGUGUUGGAACUUUUUCAGCUAUUCCGGCUUUAGGGGGCAUCUCAUUACCUCCCGGGGUCAUCGUCAUGACAGCCCUUCACUCCCCCGCAGCCUCAGCAGCCGUUACAGACAGUGCGUUUCAAAUUGCCAAUCUGGCAGACUGCCCACAGAAUAAUUCCUCGGCAUCAAGUGGAAACCCGGCAAAGAAGAAAAGGAAAAGGUGUGGGGUCUGUGCACCCUGCAGGCGGCUAAUCAACUGUGGUGUCUGCAGCAGUUGUCGAAACCGCAAAACGGGCCACCAGAUCUGCAAAUUUAGGAAAUGCGAGGAAUUGAAGAAGAAGCCGGGCUCGUCGCUGGAGAGGACGCCGGUCACUAACGGCGAAGCAUUCCGGUGGUUCUUCUAAAGGCAUGCUGGCCCACCCGUUACCCAUGAGCGACUCUUUGGACUGUCUGCUCGGAGCACUCUAUGACCCCAAGCAACACAUUUUUGGAUCGGAGGACGGAAUUUAAAACCGUUUGGACAGAAAGAUGGAUGAAAACAUAUUUGGGUGUUGUUUGCUUUUUCUGUGUAAUUAUUGUACCUUUUUGACAGUAUCACAAUGUAUAUUUUUGGUGUCUAUGAAUGUGUUUUCAGUGUUUGCGGGCCAUGACUGGGCCGCCGACUUUCUGUAAAGAAAGAGACAAUCGUAGCACCAUACACUGAAGACGGACUGACCACCGGGAUCGACGACAAAGCAACAGCAAUAAUUAUUUUUCAUCCUUCUCCCUCCAAGGAAUCAUCUGAUCUUUCCACAGUUUUGUCUCAAUGAGGCACUUUCUUUUUUCUAACUUUGUGUGGACUCACUGCAGUACAGGGCACAUUGUCUUGCGUGGUGAGUGUCACCUCUUUAAAAAGCGAGCAUUUAUUGGAGUCGGACUCUAAUCUGGAGAUUUUUCUGGGUUUUCAGUAUUUCAAAAGGGGAUUUAUGUCAGUAAAGGCGUUGUUGCUGACGUUAAAACCAAUGAAAGUACACUAUGAACAUAUCAGGUGGGAGUUCUGCGAGGGGCGGUUUUGGACUUUUCUCUUCUCCCCGCAGAGCACCCCACCACAAGCACCCCCCCCCCCCCCCCUCCCAAAAUGAUCCUGAUAAGUUCCCCAUCGUCCUGAACCCUGUUGUUGCAUGUGUACAUGUGUUUGGCUUUUAAAGACCACUUAAGAAUUUGUAUAUUGUUGUUGUGAUGCUUUUAUGUGUUCUAAUAAAAAAUAAUGAC
This is a messenger RNA of Doryrhamphus excisus (bluestripe pipefish), 2164 nucleotides long. RefSeq names its product CXXC finger 4 (gene cxxc4). The record is from RefSeq and is a predicted model, not a curated record. Gene Ontology annotation, cellular component: nucleus. Gene Ontology annotation, molecular function: methyl-CpG binding; zinc ion binding. Lineage: Eukaryota; Metazoa; Chordata; Actinopteri; Syngnathiformes; Syngnathidae.